GAGAAAAAUCAGUUGAUGACAACAAAUGUUUGGAUGAAACAGGAAUGGAUAGAUGUAAAAUUAAGGUGGAAACCUGAAGACUAUGCUGGAAUAACAUCUAUUCGUGUCCCAUCAGAGUCUAUCUGGAUUCCAGAUAUUGUGUUGUAUGACAAUGCAGAUGGUCGUUUUGAAGGAACAUCUACAAAAACAGUAGUAAAAUAUGAUGGGACCGUUGCUUGGACUCCCCCAGCAAACUACAAAAGUUCUUGUACCAUAGAUGUUACAUUCUUUCCAUUUGACCUCCAAAACUGCUCCAUGAAAUUUGGUUCCUGGACCUAUGAUGGCUCACAGGUUGAUAUUAUUCUAGAAGAUUAUGAUGUUGACAAGAGAGAUUUCUUUGAUAAUGGAGAAUGGGAAAUAGUAACUGCAACAGGGAGCAAAGGGAAGAGAACUGAUGGAUGCUGCUGGUACCCAUUUAUUACAUAUUCAUUUGUAAUUAGACGGUUGCCUCUUUUUUACACACUGUUUCUCAUUAUUCCGUGUAUAGGACUUUCAUUUUUAACUAUCCUUGUCUUUUAUCUCCCUUCAAAUGAAGGUGAAAAAAUUUCUCUCUGCACUUCGGUACUGGUGUCUUUGACUGUCUUUCUUCUUGUUAUUGAAGAGAUUAUACCAUCAUCUUCUAAAGUUAUACCACUUAUUGGAGAGUACUUGGUGUUUACUAUGAUUUUUGUGACACUGUCCAUUGUGAUAACUGUCUUUGCUAUUAAUAUUCAUCAUCGUUCCUCUUCUACUCACAAUGCUAUGGCACCUUGGGUCCGCAAGAUAUUUCUUCAUAAACUUCCAAAGAUACUUUGCAUGAGAAGUCAUGUAGAUAGAUACUUUGCUCAGAAAGAAGAAACUAGCAAUAUCAGUGGAUCAGAAUCAUCUAGGAACACCUUGGAAGCAGCUCUAGAUUCUAUCCGCUACAUUACAAGACAUAUCAUGAAGGAGAAUGACGUUCGCGAGGUUGUUGAAGACUGGAAAUUUAUAGCUCAGGUGCUUGAUCGAAUGUUUUUAUGGACUUUUCUUCUGGCUUCAAUAAUUGGAUCAAUUGGGUUGUUUAUUCCUGUUAUUUAUAAAUGGGCAAAUAUAAUAGUACCAGUCCACAUUGGAAACACACACACAUAA
Molecule: messenger RNA, 1146 nt
Organism: Terrapene triunguis (Three-toed box turtle)
Lineage: Eukaryota; Metazoa; Chordata; Testudines; Emydidae
Gene: CHRNA5
Product: cholinergic receptor nicotinic alpha 5 subunit
Exons: 4
Coding region: 16-1146 (376 amino acids)
Biological process (GO): nervous system process; signal transduction; chemical synaptic transmission
Cellular component (GO): neuron projection; postsynaptic membrane; synapse
Molecular function (GO): transmembrane signaling receptor activity; acetylcholine-gated monoatomic cation-selective channel activity
Source: RefSeq, a predicted model, not a curated record